Molecule: messenger RNA, 1443 nt
Organism: Episyrphus balteatus (marmalade hoverfly)
Lineage: Eukaryota; Metazoa; Arthropoda; Insecta; Diptera; Syrphidae
Exons: 1
Coding region: 1-1443 (480 amino acids)
Source: RefSeq, a predicted model, not a curated record
AUGACUGAAGCAAGUGGUUAUAAAUAUGGGGAGUUACAGAAAGGAAUUCUCACCAAGAUAAGUAAGGAUCUUGUGAAUAUUAAAAAAGCUCCUAAAGAGCGCAAGACUGCAGCAUACUCCUCAGUUCGCCUUGCUAAGCUCGAGGCUGAUAUGGCUACGUCCAAAGUCUACCACGAAGCAAUCAUCGGUGGGGGCAAGUUACAGGAAAAUUUGAAAAAAGAAAAUUUGCUAGUGGUGUACGACCAAAUCUAUGAAAUCUAUUUAGAAUAUGAAGCAGAGUUGGUUGAGGCAGUGGAAAGGGCGAAGUCGGUAGCUUCAAAUGAGACAAAAACUAUGGCUCCGACAAACUUUUCAGCGGCUUCAUCAUCACAUUCAGCGAUUCGAUUGCCAAGAAUAGAUAUGCCUAAAUUUGAUGGUUCGUAUGUGGCUUGGCGGGAUUUUCAUGGUAGGUUUCAGUCCAUUGUGCACAAUAACACUAGUAUUGAUGAUAUCGAUAAGUUACAUUUUUUGCAAUCUUGCUUGGUUGAGGAUGCUCAUCGGUUUUUGCAAAAUCUGUCGGUGGAGGCUGCAAGCUAUGAUAAAGCUUGGAAGCUUCUGGAGGAGAGGUAUGACCAUAAACGCAUUCUGGUGCACAUCCAGAUGCAAGCCCUUUUUGAUCAACACUCCUUGCCACGGGAAACUGCUUCGGGUAUUAGGGACUUUUUGCAUACCACCAGAGAGUGUGUCCUUGCUCUUGAGAACUUGAAAGUACCGGUGUCUUCAUGGGACAUCGUGUUGAUAUGGUUUCUUCUUCAAAAAUUGCCAAGCUCUACUAUAAAACUGUGGGAAGAGAAAUUAGGUAGUAAAGAACUUCCAACAUUUAAAGAAUUUACAGACUUUUUGGAGAUUAGACUCCGCACACUUGUGGUCAUGGUCCAACAUGAAUCCGGAAGGAGUCAAAGCAAAGACGAGGCUACCACCAACACCAAACGUUUCCAACCUCCCAAGACGAAAGCUUUGCAUGUCAAGCAAACGGCCAAGCAGUCAUCCAAAUUAGCACCGAAGACAUCACCUGCGGAACGUCUUGUAUGCAAACUGUGCAAUCAGGGUCAGCAUUCGUUGUGGAAGUGCCAGCAGUUCCUGAAUACGGACUACUCAGGACGAAGAGAUUUCAUUCAUAGACUUAAGGUCUGUGAAAACUGCCUUUCAUAUGGACAUUUGAUUCAGGACUUCUACAGUUUCAGCUGCUGUCAUUUCUGCCAACAAAGACACCACUCGCUUCUGCACUACAACACGUUCCAACAACAACCCCAACACACGCAACAACAACAACAACACACGCAACAACAACACACGCAACAACAACAACCACGACAACAACCACCACAACAACAACUACAACUACAACAAUACCAUCACCAACAACAUAAUAAGGCUGGCACAUCAGGGCUGCUGCGACAGUAG